AGCCCACCUCGAUUACUUAACCAAACCGAGACAUUAAGGGGCAGCUAUAACAUAGGCUGCUCUCCACUCUCUUCUCUGUUUUAUGCCCUUUGCCACUCGCCAAAGGGUCCAACCACAGUCUUAUUUAGGUAGAGGUUCCUCCGAAUCAAACACCAUAUUCAAUUUCAAAAACCCCAUUCGAGUUCUUAAUCAUGGCUGCUCAAUUAGCUCUUAAUCAGGGUUCGAAUGUAUCUGUUCGAGUCGGAAUUAGUGAUUCAUCUCCAAGGGUAUCAGGAUUUCAGAGACAAAAUUUACGGUUUCAGGAGAAACCAUGUCUUCCACAUUUGUCCUUGAAUUUGAAAAGCAAUAGCUUGAAAUCACGAAAUUCGUUCAGAGUAUGCAUGUCUGUACAACAAGCGAAUGUACCAAAGGUUGCGGUAUCACCUUUAGAACUAGAGGAUCCUCAAGACCCACCUCUCAAUCUACACAAACCUAAGGAACCUUAUACUGCAACAAUUGUUUCCGUGGAAAGGAUCGUUGGCCCAAACGCUCCUGGAGAGACUUGCCACGUUGUGAUUGAUCAUGGUGGCAAUGUUCCUUACUGGGAAGGACAGAGUUACGGUGUUAUCCCACCUGGGGAAAACCCAAAGAAACCAGGAAGCCCUCACAAUGUUCGCCUCUACUCAAUUGCAUCUACCAGGUAUGGAGAUUCUUUUGACGGAAAGACUGCCAGUUUAUGUGUUCGACGUGCUGUAUAUUACGACCCUGAGACUGGAAAGGAAGAUCCCUCUAAAAAUGGAGUCUGCAGCAACUUCCUUUGCAACUCGAAGCCAGGAGACAAGGUUCAAGUCACAGGUCCUUCUGGGAAGAUAAUGCUUUUACCCGAGACCGAUCCAAAUGCCACACACAUUAUGAUUGCCACCGGAACAGGUGUGGCCCCAUAUAGAGGAUACCUCCGCCGCAUGUUCAUGGAAUCCGUCCCCACAUAUAAGUUUGGUGGACUUGCAUGGCUCUUCCUUGGUGUGGCCAACUCUGACAGUCUUCUAUACGACGAAGAAUUUUCGAAGUACCAGAGAGAUUACCCAGACAACUUCCGUUUCGACAGAGCGCUUAGUAGAGAACAGAAGAAUAAAACUGGGGGAAAGAUGUAUGUUCAAGACAAAAUCGAGGAGUACAGUGAUGAAGUCUUCAAGCUCUUAGAUGGAGGUGCUCAUAUAUACUUCUGUGGGUUGAAGGGUAUGAUGCCUGGAAUCCAAGACACACUAAAAAGAGUUGCUGAGCAGAGAGGGGAGAGCUGGGAAGCAAAACUCUCGCAACUCAAAAAGAAUAAGCAAUGGCAUGUUGAGGUCUAUUAGGCGUUCUGGGCUUGUUGAUGGAUCUGCAGGAACCAUAUAACUAUCUUUACCUGUAAUGCUAUAGAUUUGUGCCCUCAUUUCUCAGCCCUAGAGAAGCUUGAGCAGAUUCCAUGCUCUUGUACUCUGUAGGGGCUAUUGUAGGAAAAACUUCACCAAUUUUUAAUGAUCUGUACUUGUUCAGUAGUAUCAUUUUAAAAAGGUAAAAAUCAUUUGGUUUGCUCGACUGUCUGUCGUAAAAUAAAUUCACUUGUACAAGUGAGUGUUUCUGUGCUGUUUUAAUUGCACUGUUUUUAGUUUGAUAUUUGAAGCAGUUUCUCAUGUCCAA
Molecule: messenger RNA, 1659 nt
Organism: Papaver somniferum (opium poppy)
Lineage: Eukaryota; Viridiplantae; Streptophyta; Magnoliopsida; Ranunculales; Papaveraceae
Product: ferredoxin--NADP reductase, root isozyme, chloroplastic-like
Exons: 5
Coding region: 192-1334 (380 amino acids)
Molecular function (GO): oxidoreductase activity
Source: RefSeq, a predicted model, not a curated record